Notothenia coriiceps (black rockcod) is the source of this 2625-nucleotide messenger RNA. Its product is annotated as coiled-coil domain-containing protein 149. The record is from RefSeq and is a predicted model, not a curated record. The transcript has 13 exons. Lineage: Eukaryota; Metazoa; Chordata; Actinopteri; Perciformes; Nototheniidae. Bases 191 to 1852 code for a protein of 553 amino acids.
CGAGGGUUUCCAAAUGCGUCGUGACGCAUCUCUCACGUCAGUGACGUCCGGAAGUGAUACAGCUCCUGUUCCUCGAUCAGUUAAUCCACGGUUUUGAUGCGUCUUUAAAUCCGAUCACAACCCAGUGAUGCUGUUUUGAAACUCACCUUGCGUCAUUACUAUAUAUUUUUUCCCUGCAGUGCGGAGAGAGAUGGAUCCGAGCAGGAGGAGCGAGAGCGACUGGCAGGGUCUGGUGAACGAGUUCCUCGUUUGUAAGCGGAAGUUGGAGAGUAAGAAGGAAGCCCUCCUGAUUCUGUCGAAGGAGCUGGACACCUGCCAGCAGGAGAGGGAUCAGUACCAGCUGAUGGCCAACCAGCUGCGGGAGAGACACCAAGGACUCAAGAAGAAGUACAGAGAGCUCAUUGAUGGAGAUCCCACUCUGCCUCCUGAGAAAAGGAAUCAAGUGAAUUUAGCCCAGCUACUGAGGGACUCCAGAGAAAAGAGCAGUGAACUUUCUGAGGAGGUGAAGGAGCUCAAACAACGCCUGGUGGAAGCUCAAGGUGACAACAAGCUUUUACGAAUGACCAUCACCAAACAGAGGCUUGGAGACGAGGAGGUCGGCACUCGACACUUUCCUGCUCAUGAGCGAGAGGAUCUGGUCCGACAGUUAGAAAGAGCCGGAGAGCAGAACGAGGUCCUGGAGCACAGCGUGAAGUCGCUCACAGACGAGCUUCAGGACGUUCGAGCGGAGCGGGACGUGUUUCAGCAGAAGGCUCAUCGGCUCAAUGCGGAGAUCAACCACAUCCUGGGCAACGAUGAGAUACGCAUUUUAGACGUCGAUGCACUCUGCAUGGAGAACAGGUAUUUGCAUGAGCGUUUCUGUCAACUUCAAGAAGAAAUCCACUUGCUCAAAUCAAACCUGGUGAAGUACAAGAGUGCGCUGGACUGCAGGAAAACCUCUAAAAUCUGUGGGAAACCUAACAGUAGUGCGCUGACUGGGGUGCUCUCUGCUAAACAAGUGAAGGAAUUAUUACUGUCUGAAGAAAACGGCUGCAGUUUGCCGGUGACUCCUCAGUCCAUCUCAGACCUCAAGUCCCUCGCCACAGCUCUGCUGGAAACCAUCCACGAGAAGAACAUGGUGAUUCAGCACCAACGCCAAAUCAACAAGAUUCUGGGAAACCGAGUAGCAGAGCUGGAGAAGAAACUAAAAUCAUUAGAAAUGUCUGGAUUAUGGAGCCUGCCAGGCCUGACUUAUAAUGUGUCUCUGGGGAUUUAUGGAAGAGGAAAAGAAACCAUCAUCCUGAACACUCAGCAGGCAGAGCCAACAGAGUCUCCUGGAAAGGAAGGUGAUGAAGUGUCAGAAGAAAUAGCCGUGGAUCAGCAGAGCUCCACAGAAAUCUCCAUCCAAGAGAGUGAACCCCCUGCUGUGUCAGGUAAUGGAAAGGAGCCUCUCGUGGAGACACCAUCGGCGUCCAGCGAGGAAACGUGCCAACCUGCCGAGGAAGAGCCAGCCAGCCCUCAGACACAAACACCAGACAGUGAGGAGUGUUCUGACAUCGGCCAAUCACAGGUCACAACGGAUUUAACCAUUCAGCAGUCAAGAGAAGUGGAGUGUGAGAGUGUUUCCUCUCCAACACAACAUCCGUCAGACCUCUGCCACAUACAGCAAACUUUAGAGAACUCUGACCCCACAGGAGAAAGUGAGGAAGAGUCAGAGGAAUGCACUGAAAAUGUUGAAACCGAGUGUAUUUUGAUACAGGAAAACAUCAAUAGCACAAUGUCACCUGCUGAAGAAGAGCAGGAGGACGUCCAGUCAAACCAGGAGACAGAGCUUACAGGGGAGACAGAUGUUUGUGUAAGUCAGGAAAUGUGAAGUGUUCCAUGAGCCACUCUCGUGGUGCAGAGCAUCAGGAGAAAUCCUCAGAAACAUGAGGAUAAUUGAUACAUUUGAACAUUAUUAAUGCUACUUGAUUCAUUGUUAUGAAUAAUGAAACACACCUGAGUUGUUACGAUUGACUGACAGUAGAAAAAUGAAUAUAUCCCUGUCAGAGGAACGGGAAUGCCUCCUGAGAAACCAAACAAAUAUCUAUAUGUCCACUGUCAGUAACCAACAAUGUUAUUUAUGCUUUCAUUUGAUCUGUUUUGAGUCUUAUGUAUAAAUGGUCCAAAGAAUGUUGAAACCUGAGUGUAACACCCACAUGUGAUUGUUGAACAAUACGCUGCUAUAACAGCCUCCAAAACUUUUUUGGAGCUCAUUUUGGCAGAGAUUAGCUUCCUUCCUAAAACAGGAAACCCAAACCUUAGCCAGAAAGUUUGAAGCUUUAUAAUGCGUUUGUAUCAGAGCGGGAGGAACUAUGAUUCAAGUUCAUUUAAAAAGUAGCAAAAAAGGGCUGUCGAAUUUGUGUUUCAUAAAGUUUGACCAGGUGGGGUGAUUUAGAUUUCUCUGCAUUGACACAAAAUGUCAGUCUUUGAGAUUUACUUAAGAAUGAAUAUGAACCCAACAUUGAAGGAGAAUGUCAUUUUAAUAACAUGUCUAAUGUUGACUCUGGAAUAAGACACUGAUUUAGGUUUUCUAUAGAACUAACAAAAAAAUAAAGGGACAUGUGUAAUUGAAUUUGACAUGAACUUAAAGAGGUGUUGUUGCUU